This is a messenger RNA of Astrephomene gubernaculifera, 2876 nucleotides long. NCBI's taxonomy places the organism in Eukaryota, Viridiplantae, Chlorophyta, Chlorophyceae, Chlamydomonadales, Astrephomenaceae. The record is from the annotation of a GenBank genome assembly.
CGGACGGUGAGGAAGAGGAGGACGAGGAGGAAGGCGAGGAGGAGGAGGAGGAGGAGGGCGAUGGAUUUGGGACAGGUCUUGCACACAAAGCGAAGAACGCUGCUGCAGCUGCGGCGGCGGCGGCAGCUAACGGGAAAGCAGCGAAAGGCAGCAGCGCGGCUGCUAAGGGCAACGGGAAGAGCGUCAGCGAAAGCGGAGACGGCGAAGAGGACGAGGAUGAGGAGGAAGGGGGCAGUUCAGAGGGUGCCGACGACGACGGCGGCGAUGGCAGCGGUGCCGCCAACGUCACCAACGGUACGGCAGCAGCGGUUGCGGCGGUUGAUUGUUGGUCUCGUCACGUGGGUCGAGAGCUGAGCGAGGCCGAGGCGGCGGAGCUGGAGGGCGGUCGGUCCGACUACCGGGAUGCACCGCCGGCGGAGGUCCACAGCACCGCAUGGGGUCCCAAUGCACGCUGGCAGCUCAGGCUGUACGGCAACGCCGCCGCUGCUGCCGGCCGACGGAACAAGCGCGGCGCCACUGACGGCAGCAGCGCCGCCGCGGCGAAUGGAGUCGUUGCCAACGGUAAUGACAACGGCAUCGUCGGGCUAACGGAACUCCCGGCGGCGCCGGCGACGCUUCCUGCGUACGGCGUUAAGGAGCGGUUGAUCACCCGUUGGCGGGAAGUACGACAAGAGGACGCUGCCGCCGCCGCAGCCGGUACCUCCGGCGCCGCCGUUAACCAACCGGAAGGCGACUUCUCAACCGCCCAGCAGCGCUCGUUGUUCUCCCUACUGAACGCCUACGUCGACGUGCACCUGCCGGCUCGGCCGUACCCCACCUCCGCGUCGGAUCCAGAUCCCACCAUGGAUGCCGUACUGUUGCACGCGUUGAACCACGUGGCUAAAACCGCUGACCGCAUCAAAAAGAACAACCAUGCGCUGCAGCAGCAGCAGGAGCAGGAGCGGCUGCGGCGGGAGCAGGAGGAGCGGGAACGCCAGCAGCAGCAGGAGCAGCGUAAGAAGCAGCUGCAGCAGCAACAGGGGGGAACAAAGGGAGACACGGAGGACCCCGCAGCAGCGCCGCCACCGGCAGCAGCAGCAGCUGAUGUCAGCAGCGGGCUUGUGGGUGGCACGCCUCGUGACCAGGGUUUCACCCGGCCCAAGGUGUUGAUGCUGCUGCCGCAACGCAAUUUUGCGUUCCGGGCUGUACGGCGGUUGGUGGCGCUGGCGCUGCGGGAGACACGGUCGGAUAGCGUGCAGGGCAAGGAGAAGUUCGUGGAACAGUUCACCGACCCGGAUGAGAUGCAGGACGAGGAGAGCCUGGACCCCGCCACACGCGCCCGCCUGGCCGCUAAGCCCGCGGACCACCGGGCCCUGUUCGCGGGUAACGUGGACGACCACUUCCGACUAGGCAUCAAGGUGACCAAGGGCGCCAUCCGGCUCUUCGCGGACCUCUACCAGUCGGACAUUAUCGUGGCGUCACCUGUGGCGCUGGCCACCAAGCUCGCCGAGGACGCCCGCGCCGACCCGCACGCCGCCCCCGACUUCCUCUCCUCCAUCGAGCUCCUCAUCCUGGACCGCACCGACGUCAUGACCAUGCAGAACUGGUCGCAUGUGGAAACCGUGGUUGCCGCACUCAACCGCCUGCCACGUCAGCAGCACGGCACCGACAUCAUGCGUGUGCGGGAUUGGUACCUGGCGGGCAGGGCGGGACUGUACCGCCAAACGGUGCUGGUGGGCUCGUUUGCGAGUCCGCAUGUGAAUGCGCUGGCCAGGGCGGGGGGCAACCAUGGGGGCGCGGUGAGGCUGGCGGUGGAUCAGCCCGGGGUGCUGAGUCGCGUGGUGCCGCAGGUCCGGCAGCUGUUUGAGCGGUUUGCUGCGGCCAGUGCGGCGGAGGCGGGAGAUGCGCGGUUCGAGUUUUUUAGCCGGGCGGUGUGGCCGAGGAUCAAGGAUUCGGGCGCGAAAGGCCUGCUCAUCUUCGUUCCCAGCUACUUUGACUUUGUACGGCUACGCAACGCCCUUCGCGCCGACGACAGCGCCGACCUGGCGGUCAUCAGCGAGUACAGCAGCGGCAGCGAGGUGACGCGCGCGCGAGCCAGGUUCUUCCACGGGCAGCGGCGGGUGCUGCUGUACACGGAGCGGGCGCACUUUUACAACCGCCACCGCAUCCGGGGGAUCAAGGACAUUCUGUUCUACGGCCUACCGGACCACGGGCACUACUACUCGGAGCUCGUCAACCUGCUGGAGGAAGGCGGUGGAGCGGCAGCAGCAGGUGGAGCAGCGGCGGGGGCGCACCAGGCGACGGUGACGGCGCUGUUUUGCGGCUGGGAUGUGCUGCAGCUGGAGAGGGUGGUGGGGAGCGGGCGGGCGAGGCGGAUGCUGCGGGGCGAGAGCGGGACGUACAUGUUCUGCUGAGGAGGAGGAGCAGUGGCGUUGUGCAUAGCGUUACUCGGCCUGCUGCUGGAAGCAGCGGGAGAGGAGGAGGAGGUGCAUGGGGUUCUUGUGGCAGUGGGGAGCGAGGGGUUGCUGUAGGGGAGAGGGAGGAGGGUGGGUGUGUUGUAGGUAUUGCGUAUGGGGAGGUGAGCGGGUGCCAUGCUUUUAAAUAGGGAGGGUUCGGGUGCAGACAGAGCACGGCAGAGUGCUUGCUGCCGAGUGCUAUGGCAAUGGCCAGGAAGGAUCCAUGCGUAGGCCAGUAGCUUAGCUUGGUAGCAGUGAUUACGGAUAGCACAUUGCGCAUACGGGGUUGAUGAGGGCUGGUGAGAGAGUAUGAGUGGCUAAGGCGGUCGAAUAGCAGGAGGAGUUGGGUAGCUCAGAAACAGCAGGAGCAAGGGUGCCGUAUACGUCCCAACGAGCAAAGUGCAUCACAUUGUGGUGGCUACGACUGUUGGAAGAUGCAGG